CAUUCUAUUUAUAUAUACCUUAAUUACUACCAGUUAUGUAGAAAAAAUCAACUGCAUCUUUUCUAUGUCUGAAACAGCUUCCACGACCAAGCCAAUGGAAGAUGUUCCUUCACUGAUUUACAAAAACCCCAUUAGGAGAAACUCUAGGCGAUCUACAAUGUAUCUGGGCGUGAGAAGAAGGCCAUGGGGAAGAUAUGCUGCUGAGAUUAGGAACCCUUACACCAAAGAGAGACACUGGCUAGGCACAUUUGACACUGCUGAAGAGGCUGCUAUUGCCUAUGAUCUUUCAUCUAUCAACAUUUCUGGUAUCAAUGCUCGAACCAAUUUUCAUUACCCUUUUCUGUCUCUUCCGCCACCUCCUAUCUCAUUGCCUCCUCCGCCGCCGCCACCUACCCCGGAGCUGCAUCAAAGUGUUGGAGUUUGUCCGGAGAUGAACUCUGCUUUCGAUGGCGAUGAUGAAUCUCUGGUUAUUGCUUCCAUUUUGCAAAGCUUUUCUAACUCUGGUAACUGUUCUUUUUAGUUUUUUAUUCCAAUGAGACCUGAGAAAAGGUUAUAAUCAGCAUUUGUUAUUACU
This is a messenger RNA of Vigna umbellata (rice bean), 574 nucleotides long. RefSeq names its product ethylene-responsive transcription factor ERF110-like. Gene Ontology annotation, molecular function: DNA binding; DNA-binding transcription factor activity. The record is from RefSeq and is a predicted model, not a curated record. Gene Ontology annotation, biological process: regulation of DNA-templated transcription. NCBI's taxonomy places the organism in Eukaryota, Viridiplantae, Streptophyta, Magnoliopsida, Fabales, Fabaceae.